UUCCCACUGAACUCUGCGUGCGUCCCCGCCGCGCGCCCCCGCUGCCUCGUGGACAGACUGUGUGGCACCAGCAGGACGCGACAGCGCCGAGCAGCAGCAGGAGCAGCAGGAGCAGGAGCAGCAGGAGACCGAGGGGCCUCCACCUCCGCUCCUCCAGGUGGACGCACAGCCGGGCAGCGUCUCCGGUGUCCGCAGCAGCGUGUUCCCGCAGAGGGUCCCGCACCGUCCGCAGUCUGGACACGAGGAGCGACACGCAAGAACUUUGAUUCUCUGGAAGACUCGAUCCAGAACCUGCUGUCGGUGCUGUACCCCCCCUUCGAGGCCACCGCCCCCACACUCCUCAGCCAGCUCUUCCAAAUCAUUGAUGGUCGUUAUCAGGGAGACGCCCUGCGGUGCCUGCUGGACUUUCUGGUCCCAGCCAAGCACAUCUUAGACACUGUGCAGCAGGCUGCAUGUGCUCAGUACUCUGAUGCACUCUUCCGCUGUGAGGGCUGGCCUCUGUGUUUGCGUGACCAAGUUGUCGUCCACCUUGCUCCCAUCAACCCCCUCAUACUCCUGCCUGGUGACUUUUACCUACAAGUGGCACCAUUUUGUGACCAAUCAGCUCGCAUCGUGGUGUGCAGCCUCCUGGAAGAGGAGGGGCUUAGAGUGGAAGUAGUUGAGGAGACUCCGAUCCCUGAAACUUCUUACCCUUGUAUAUUCAGCUGUGAGUGGUUAAAGGAGAUCAACCAGGGCCGCCAUGGAACUCCCCUCAGCCGAUGCCUGCUUGCCACAGAGCAGGGAGUGCUGAAGUUACCAUGGGAACAGGUGGCCAUGCCUGAUUUUGUGGAUGUGCCACAGUGUGCUGGGAGUAGUAUGGCCUCUGUUCCUCCUUCAUAUCCUCCUUUACCACCUCCACUUCCUCCUCCACUUCCUCAUUUCUCUGAGAACUCUUUGUCGAAUCGUUCAUUUCGUCUUUCACCUGCAAGGGAAUCUGCACCAAACGAGUGUAACGUUCAAAAUUCAGUCUCAGCAUCUUCUUCACAUCCCUCUGCCUUCUCUGUGGAGACGAGAAUAUGUCCAGCGAAGCACGGCAUCGCUGUGUCCCUCUGCCUGGUGGAUUUGAACGCUGCCUCUUCAUCUAGACUUGUCAAAGUGAAAGAAACUGAAACAGAGCACAAGCCUAUUGGCUGGGUUUCCCCAAAUACAUGGGACAGUCGCUUUACUGGUUCAGACACAGCGACAAAAACAAGUGCUGCUUCAGGUACAUGCACUCCUGCAAGUACAAAUACACACAAAGCUGCAGAUAAGAGUCUGAUUGUCUGUGAGAAUACAGGACAAGAUAAACAUAAAGAUACAAGCAGAGGUAGGCCAGCAGGCCAAGCUGCUGCAGAAGGGGAAUACAUUGAUAUUCUGCAGGCAACUAUGCUUUUUUCUAAAGCUCAGUCAGUGACCGAGGAACAGAAGUUAGAUUUGCAAAUGCAGCCGCACACACAAAUUGAAGCACAAAUGCAAAGACAUCCACAAAGACGAGGACAAAUGCAACCACAUGCACAACUAGAGUCCUUCAGGCAAACACAGAGGCAGCUAAACACACAGACCUCACAACCUCAGGCGCAUUCACAACCUUGGGUGCAGGCACCUGCUAAACCACAAACGCACAGUCAUUCUAGAUCAGACGCUCCUGUAUCACUUACGUCAAACAUGUCCGCAGAAACAGGCCUUGCAUCUGCUCCCCACCAUCCCCACUUAUACCACACCCCCCCCGACUCCCUGGAACCCUCUCAGUGUGUCCGCACCAUCCGGUUCUCAGAGAAACCCUGUACUCCGUGCAUGAAGAGGAGGCAAGGAGGACAGGUCUCCCGAGCUCAGGAGCUGAGGUGCCGAUACAGGGACUCCUACCAGGCUGCUAUACAAAACCCUGUCACCUUUGGGCAAGAGAGAGAUAGGGGGAAUAUGUUAGCUGUGGUGGAGGAGGAUGGUGAUUUCUCACAGUGUGACGACAGACAGAGGCCACCAGGGACUGAAACAGAGGAUCCACGGUAUAAUGUACGAGGAAUGUGGUGUGAUCCUGGGAUCCAAAACCAGCCUCCUGUCUCUGUCAGUGGAGCCAUCUGUAAAGAGUCAGGAGAAGAAAACACUGUUCCAUAUUGGAAACCAGGAGAUUCUAGCUCUGCCCCCUGUAUGGAGCACAGGUGCACCAAUCCUUUAAAAUAUGGUGGGCUACCAGAGCAGCCAGCUGAAAAAAACACUGUGCCAUUCAGGGAAACAGGGUACACACACUCUGCCAAACCCGUGAACGGGAAACAUUCAGCAACAGGAAAAAAGAUCAACAAUCAAGAUUUGUCAGAUUCUCAACAGACCUCUACCAAACACAGUGGAUUCCAGUGUAGUGCAGGUGAAGUGUCAGGGACGAGCAUGACUCCCAAGCCUCGGGAAAGAUUAAGAAACAGAACCAGCUCCUCUGGAAUAAGUCCAAACGUCUCAAAGCCUCUCACAGGGUCACACAACAGACGGGAAUCCACGUCAAAUGGAAGAUGUUCGUCCCUCUCCACAGCGGUGGUGGACACCUCAGAGAAGUGUGAACUGGUCAUUGUUGAAGGUCAAAAUGUCAGGAGAAGAGAAAAUAAAAGCUCCCACGCAGAGGUUCCCCAGCUGCAUGUUGUCAAAUGUAAAAACAGCACAGCCUUUGGGCUGGUGUCACCCAAGAUCAGCCGGAGGAAGGUGGCCAUUCCAGAUGGUGCUCAGCCCAGCAGUACAUCAUCAACCAGCAGACACUGUCAUCAGAUGGAGAACCCGUCUCAGACAGGUCCACCUUCAGCAGCAGAGACGCAGAAGGUCUCCCAGCAUGCCUCUGCUCGUCCCAGACCCGACCAUCUCCCCCUGGGUUCCCCAGACCCCAGAGCCCACCCCCUCUAUCUGGGAGUGGCAUCACUAACAGGUGGCAGAGACAGGACAGGCAGGGCGAUCGUUGAGCUCUAUGGAGAGCACCCAGGCUGGAGAUCAGCUGGAACAAGCCAGGAGAUCUUCCACAUGCUGCUCUACUUCCACUUGAUCACCAGGAGAGAAAUCAGAGAAGCUGGGAUGACUCUUAUAUUUGAUGCGAGAAAGACAAAUCCUCAGCCACAGCUCUACAAGGCCUUGAUGACGCUUCAGGAGCAGAGUCCACUGGUACUGAACAGUUUGGUGCUGCUGGUGGACAAGGACAGCAGCCUCCGGCCUGAGAGAUGUCCCGGGGUCCAGACGGAUAUGGUGACAUCGAUGAAAGCCUUGCAGAAGCUCGUGGAGGGGAGUCAGCUGACCUCCCGUCUGGACGGCACACUGUCUCACAGCCACUGUGACUGGAUAGAGCUGCACCAGAAACUUUUCCCAUUUGUAUCAGAUCUUCAUGAAGCAUCCAGCCUGCUUCUGAACGCCAUCAGUAAAGUAGAGGAGCCCAAGAGGACAGACAAUGUGCCGACUGUGCAGCAGUGCAUGAUGGACCAGAGGACUCUGAUGAGAGACGUACUGGAGGACAGCAGAUUGGUCGGCCUGCAGAGGGAGGGUGGGGCCAUCUUGGCGAGGCUGAGAAGGGAGAGCGACCUCAAAUACCCCCACUGUGAAGACCUCAGUGAUGCAGUAGAUUCUGUGAGCAGUCUGUACAACCACAUGGAGGAGCAGGCUCACGUCCUGGUGCUGAGGUCCAACGUGUCACUGGAACACCUGGAGUACCUGCUGCAACUCCGGGAGAUGGAGGGACACUUCACUCAGAUGCAUCAGUGGUUUCAUUUAGAAGGAGAGCGCCACCUGCUGGAGGCUGAGUCAGUGGAUGACUCUGGGGACAGAAUGGAGCAGAUCCUCAAUAGCUUCACUGGUUUCCUUAUUGAAGCAAAUGACCGAAGGCACCACGCCAUGUCGUUAGUGUCCGAGGCAGAGCGGCUGCAGCAGAGCGGCCUCUACUACCCGGAGACGGAGACAUUCAGGACUUUUGUCUGCACCUUCAAGUCAGGCCUGGAGGACUUCCUGUCCAGGGCUGAGGCCUGCGGCAGAGAGCUGCAGAUAAUGGUCAACGUGUGUGAUUUCUGUGAGCAGGCAGCCGCUCUGGCUGGAGAAUGCAUUGAUUACCUGGACCAGAGUCAAAAAAACUCUCAACAAAACCAAGACUCUGGACGGAGCACCCCCCCUCUCUGCCAGGCUGAAUGUCCCGAAGCACAUGGCUCUGGUCCAACCACCACCAGUGCUUCACCGUCAGGCAACGACAACUCAAUUCUUCAGACUUUUCAAGAGCGGUUUCUCCAGUUCAGCCUGGAGAGGUUUCAGGAGGUGAAGGCUCAGGCAGGUGCCCUGCAGGGCACCAGGGGGAUGCGGGUCUGGAACGUAGCCUGGCUCAGGUGUCAGGAGGCCAGACAGCAGCUUCAGGAGAGGAUGCAGGGUGUGGAUGAACUGCACCACCAAAACCCAGAGUCGAGCAGCAGUUGUGAGUGUCGCUAUGUAGAUGUGGUGAGCACAGAUAUUCAGGUGACGUCACCCGGUGGACAGAAUCUGGUGGUACAAUCGACCCCUGGGCCUCGGCACCCACAGUGGGAAGGCAUUGUGUCCGGCGCGGUGGAUUUAGGGAAGAGAAAGCCGAUCAUGGGCAGCAACACCACUAAUUCAACCAAUGUAGCCUGCUGUAACAUCGUCAUCAAACCUGAGGAUACUAGUGAUGCUGGAACCAGCCAGGGGUCAAAGGUCACUCCACAGUCACCUCACAGAUCAGGAAGGAGAACAGAGAGGGAGGUGACGAGGAGACAGACAAGCAGAGCAAGGAGAGAGCGGGAUGCUGCCGCUCUGUCCCAGUCACACACUGUCGGCUGCCAGUGGUUUCCAUGGGCACGAGGCCUCAGAACGAGGUCCGUGAGCCAAGACACGGGCACCACAGGGGCAGUGACAGCAGGGUCCUCCACUCCUCCAGAGCAGAGAGUAAGACCACCCUCGUCCUGCUCCCACCACGGUCAGCCGUCCUGUCGGAUUCUCAAGGAGGCUCAGAAGUUCCAGAUCUCCCGCCACAGCAGCUUCUGCUCAGAGGACUCCUGUCCGAGCGAGCGAGGAGCUGCAGGUGGUGAUGCGACUUUAUGCUGCAAACACUCCAGCCUGCCCAUAGGGGGCAGAUAUGAGGGGGCAUUCUAUUUGGCAAAUCCUCAGGAGAGUGCCAGCAAUGCCCUGAGGCUGCAGCGUGUGCUGGAGGAGCUGGUGGUCACGGAGAGGGAGUACGUACGAUCGCUGAGCUACAUCCUGACCCACUACCUCCCCCUGCUGGACAGACCUGACAUCCCCCAGGACCUCAGGGGCAAGCGAGGCAUCAUCUUCGGGAACCUGGAGAAGCUUUACAACUUCCACAGCCACUACUUCCUGCCUGAGCUGGAGGCCUGCCAGAGGGAGCCUGCCAUGGUGGCCCGCUGCUUUCUCAGACAUAGUGAGAGCUUUGGCCUGUACGCUCUGUACAGCAAGAACAAACCUCAGUCAGACGCCCUCAUCCUGCACCGUCGCCACGACAUCUUCAAGAGGAAGCAGCAGGAGCUGGGGGACAUGAUGGAUCUUUCAUCCUACCUGCUGAGGCCCAUCCAGAGGAUCAGCAAGUACAGCCUCCUGCUGCAGGACAUGUUGUCUCUGGCCGGCUCAUACAGACCAAAAGACAUAAUCCAGGACACGCUUCUCGAAUCUUCUGUUUGCGCACAAAGUGUGUGUGGCCAGGGUGUGUAUGUGCCUGAUCUGACGAGCAGCGAGAGGGAGCGGGAGAGGUCCGAGAUCCAGGCUGCUGCGGACCUGGUUCGAUUUCAGAUGCGUCACGGCAACGAUUUGCUCACAAUGGACGCCAUCCAGGACUGUGAUGUGAAUUUGAAAGAGCAGGGCCAGCUGAUUCGUCAGGAUGAGUUCACAGUUUUCUUUAGGAAGAAGAAAUGUGUCCGCCGCAUCUUUCUCUUUGAACAUCUCGUCCUCUUCAGCAAGACCAAGAGGACAGAUGUUGGCAAUGAUGUGUAUGUCUACAAGCAGUCAUUCAAGACCAGCGACAUUGGGAUGACCCAUAACUCUGUUGUGAGCGGCCUGUGCUUUGAGAUCUGGUUUCGCAGAAGGAAGAGCGAGGACACCUACACCCUGAAAGCCUCCAGCAUGGAGGUGAAGAAAGCCUGGACCACCGAUCUGGAGAGGAUCCUGUGGGAUCAGGCCACUCACAGCAGAGAGCUUCGUAUACAGGAGAGGGUGUUUAUGGGAAUGGCCAGCAAACAUUUUAUGGACAUUCAACCCAGUGAUUCUGCGAUUUGUGACCGAGCUGUCAGCUGUUCCCUGCCUGGGAGAAUCCCUGUGGCGUGUUGUUCUCACAGGGGCUUAGACUAUCCACGGCCUCACUCCAUUGGCUCUGGCAGCACGGCCUCCACCACCCUCAGCCAAUCGUCUUCCUCCUCUGGCCGGGGCUCGCUGCCCCCUGCUGGAUAUCUCGGGAACCAGUCGCAGGGACUGGAGAGCGGUCCAGCCAUUUGCUCCUUCCCUGAGGCAGUGACUGACAAUGAACUCAACCAUCAUCAUCUUCAUCAGCAUCUUCAUCGUAACUGUGAGAAGUGGAAAAAUCCUCAUCUUCUCUUGGACAGCACCGAGUCAUCUAGGGAAAACAUCAAUGUCUUGAGCAGCUCGGACCCCAGCUGCCUGUCUGCCAUCGGAGGAGAGGCAGUGGACAACUCCUCCUCCUCGUUCAAAUCCCAGAAUUCAAAGCCCCGCCCACUGUGUCAUACUCCUAGCCUGAGGAGAAACAGCUCACCGGUGAUCAUCAGAAUGAAACCGGGUGUCGCACCCAAGCCUCCACAUUUGUCUAAUGCCCAGAGUGAAGAAAUUAUAAUUACAAAAUCAACAGAAGUUUAACCCUGGAUUCCCUGCAGAAGAUUUUUGGUCAGCUGGAGCCGGAGCCAUUCAGUCCAGCAAAUCUUCUGGUCGCCCUUCUAAGGGAACUAGAGGGGCGCUCAGAGCAUGUACCUCUGCUAGUAUCCUAUUUUGCAAUGGUAAAGAAAAUGAGGAAAAAAAUUCUUGGUCCCACACAAAGUUGGUCCACGUCCCGUCCUUCCAUCACGUUUUAUGGAAAUCCACUCAGUAAUUUUUGUGUAAUCCUGCAGACAAACAAACAAUUAAACCAAAGGAGUGGGUAACACAUUGUGUGGCCACAGUCAUGAGACAAAGCUUUGUGUGGUCACAUGUUCUGGUUUGCAUGCUAUCACAUACAAUCUUAACCAAUAUUCACAGAAUAUGUGUCUUGGUUCUUUGCUGCAGCAGAAUUAUUUUCAUCCCCAGCCAUGUUUUUUUAUUUUAAUAUUGAAAGAAGCAUCAGUUGCUACAGCUUCAGUGGAUUAAACCCGUCAUGAAGGACAUAGUUUAUUGACAUACUGAGCAUAGGAACCUGUUUUAGUCAUAUUGUGCUCAGUGAACUAACCAUGUGUUUUUAUAUGGUUACCUGUCACAUGUUUUCUAACUAUACUGUUGUUUAGCAUGAAACAUGUUCUGCAUAUACAUACAUGAGUAUCAGGUCUGUGUCAUGCUACGAUAACACAGAACGAUAUAGUUUGUGGACAAGGUAUGUUGCUGGGUCUUUUGUACUCUAUAGUCUGUACAAUUAGUAUAAAGCAGUGAGAGGCGGUUGUCAUGGUGAUCAGUAGCUUGUGUGGAAGACAGAGCUAUAGCUUCUGUAUUUGAGAGCAAGCUGCACUUUAGUUCUGAGACUAAUGUGAAGUCUCUCUUUGUGCUGCUGUGCUACUUUUCAUUUGAUUUACCUGCAGGCAAAGUUUUGCUAAAGAGAAGCAUUUGGAUUAGCUGGACUAUAAAUGUUUUGUUUACAAGAUCACAAGGGAAACUGAGGAACAGUUCAUGACCAGAGUGGUCACGAGCCCAGGACUGGCUGCAGACCCAGACUGCAAGAAUGGAGAAACAAGUGUACAAUAUGGAAAAUAACUUGAAUGGUUUAAAAAUGAAUGACUAUUAGUUCAUAUGUGAAGAUUUUUCUACUUUUGAGCCAUUUGUUUCUCACAUUUGUUCUAUAUUUGAUCGUUUAUCAGGACGGACAGACCACUGGCUCAUGUGCUUUCACAUCUGGAUUUGAACUAUUUCAGUAAUUCAUUCUCUCCAUCAAAGAAGCAGCACAACAACGCCAUAUUAACUUAAAACAUAUGACUGUAUGCUUGAAGGCCAGAACCACUUCCUGUUAUUUAGGGUCCACUAAUGGUUCCAUACUCAUCGAUGUUCCACCCACCUGAAAAUGACCAUUACAGAAAAGGUGUUUCUUUGAUUAUUUAAAUACUUUUUAUUGUAUUUUGUUUGUUGUUGUUAUUAUUUAACAUGUUAUUGAUGGAAAGCAUCAUUUUUGUUAUGUACAGUAUGCAAAUGAUGACUGGAUCUAUGAGGGGUCGUCAGGGACAUUAUUCAGAGUGACCUCUCACAUACACUACUGAAAUGAUCUCACACACACUACUGAAACACUCUCACACACACUACUGAAACACUCUCACACACACUACUGAAAUGAUCUCAUACAUACAAGUGAAAUGCUCUAUUACACACACAACGUUUUGCAUAAACUACUAAAAAGCUUUACCUCAUACUAGUAAAAUGUGCUCAUAUACACAGCUGAAAUGUUCUGAUAUAGAAUUGUAAACUAUAACAGUUCAGUAGUGAAUACGAAAAUUACAGUUAAACGGGAAGGCGUUCCUGUCAUUGUGUGAUGUCAUUGUGUGAUGUCAUUAGUGUUGCGAACAACAUGGCUGACGAUCAACACGUGAAUCGCGCUUUGAAUUGCAUAUUUUAGUUGAACUGAAGACCUUUUAGUUUUAUUGAAACACCUUCCUUUUUAACUGAAAUCCUCUCACACAUUAUAGUGAAAUAUGUUAUAUAUAUUAUAUAUUUUAUAUUAUAUAAGAGCAUUUCAGUAAUGUAUGUGAGCAAAUCAUUUUCAGUUGUUAAUGUGAGAGUGUUUCAGUAGUGUAUGUAAGAGCAUUUCAUGUGUGUGUGAGAGGUAAUUCUGAAUAAUGUCCCUGAUGGCCCCUCAUAUGGAUCUUUCAUGGUCACAUUGUCGACUUUUAUUUAUUUUCUUAAAAACCACUGACUUUUAAUGACCUGGAAGAUCCAUGUGUUUUCUGUUCUCUGUAACUUUCUCAACUUCCAACUUCUUCUGUUUCUUUCCUUCAUCAAUGUGUAAAUUAUAUCAUGACUCAAAUGUGGAGUCGGUGCAGUUCUUUUUUCUUUCUUUCUUUCUUCUGUUGGAUUGUUUUAGUGGAAUUUAGAGAACAUUUGGUUUUGUUUGGUUUCUUCCUCUAAACUCUGCACUGCCUUUCUGGAGGUGAUGUGACGGACUGCAUGAGGAUAUGGCACCAAUGUGAUGAUGCUUCACUUCCUCAUUCCAUAGAAUAAUUCGGCAGACAGUUACAGACACUUGUUUCAAAACUCUUAAUUGCCACGUUGCAGGUUUUACUUUGGCACAAACACCACUGCCCAAAACGGCAAUCUGUUUCUUUUUUAUUCUUUCUUUGCUUUUUGUGUUUUCUUCUUUUCAGUAUUUUUACUGAAUACAUUUUGUAUUGAUUUUCUUUUGAUCUGCAUAGUCGUGGUGCAGUUUUGAUGACCUAUUUCACAACAUCCUCCAGUAAUAACAAUGUGUGAAGCAGUUUUGUGGCUUUCAAAAAAAUUUAACAUAUUGAAACAAGAAACAGGUUUUCACAGUUGGACAUGUUCCUGUUUUGCAUAAUAAAAUGUAAUCAGUAAUGA
This is a messenger RNA of Paralichthys olivaceus (Japanese flounder), 9735 nucleotides long. RefSeq names its product pleckstrin homology domain-containing family G member 4B-like. Gene Ontology annotation, molecular function: guanyl-nucleotide exchange factor activity. The record is from RefSeq and is a predicted model, not a curated record. NCBI's taxonomy places the organism in Eukaryota, Metazoa, Chordata, Actinopteri, Pleuronectiformes, Paralichthyidae.